Molecule: messenger RNA, 2405 nt
Organism: Nicotiana tabacum (common tobacco)
Lineage: Eukaryota; Viridiplantae; Streptophyta; Magnoliopsida; Solanales; Solanaceae
Source: RefSeq, a predicted model, not a curated record
UUCGAUGCACCUGAAUCAAUGAUCCAAGACUCAGAGGAUGAAGAUUGAGAGACACAAGUCACGCUAUUACCUCUUUGAACAACGGAAGCUCUCUCUGAAGAUGUCUGCUUACCUGCUUUGUACUGAAGAAACUCAAAAUAAUCCACUAAAGAAACCAUCCGACUAUUCAAAGUAUCGAUUCCCAUGUCGCUACAAUUAAUAGUAGUAGGGUUAACUUGAAAUAGUGAAAAUUAGUAACUCCUUUGGGAAAACUGAAGAAAUCGCUGAGAAAACACUGUUUACAGCAGGAAAACAGAACACUGUUCUGCGCUGGAAAACACUGUUCACUCCAGAAAUAUUGUAGCUCUCGGAAUAUUACUGUAGCAACCGGAAAAAAUUCAAAGUGGUCGGAAUAAAAAAAAAACAGUAGGGGUAGGAUCGGAAUUACCAGACGACCCAACUGUUCUGGAGAAACUUUUUCAAAAAAAUUGCCGGAAGUCCACUUUUGAAAUCAUUGUUCACGCCGGAAAAAAAGUGGUCAGAAUUUGGUGUAAACUGGAUGGGUAGGCUCGGAAUUGCAAGGGGAACAAUCUGUCCUGAAGAAUCGUCGCUAAAAAAUGGCCGCAAGGUGGCCCACGCAACGUCAGAACUUCGCCGGAAAAUUUUCUUCCGACCGCUACACUACCGCCGGGGAUUUUCACUGGGGUUUGGUCGCGAAACAGUGACUACUCUUGUGGUAGUGUUGGAUUUUUCACAUCACUAACCGAGACAAAGCAGACGCAAAACAACUUUUAAAAGUAACCUGAAAAAAAAGGGUUCGGGUGACUGAUUUCACUUCCCGGAAUCGCUGGAAUUUAUGCACAGCGAUAAAUCUAUCACGAUAGCUCUGAUACCAUGUGAGAAGGCACGGGAGAAAAUAUGAUAUAUUGAUAUUGUGUGUUCAAUACAAUACAAGCGAUUCUUAUUUAUAGCUAUACUAUACACGAACAUACUACUCCUAUUCCAAUGUGGGACAAGACUACGUUAUGUACAUAUCUAACGCCAACGACAAAAAAUUCGACUGGACUUGGAUUAGAGUUCUGGGCCUCUCUCUAAACUUUGGAACAAGAAGGUGAUGAAAAUAAUCGGUGACAAAUGCGGAGGAUGGUUGGAAACAGAAGAGGAAAUUGAUCUCAGAAACCACCUGAGAUGGGCUCGUUUAAAAGUUAAAGGGCCUCCAAAAUUAAUCCCUGCUAGGUUUGAGAUUGAAUACGAUGGUUUGAUUUUCACAAUCCCGGUAUGGAGUGAAACUCCGGUGUACUUCCGGCGAUUGGAGGAAGUAGAUAGUUGGUAUGGGGUGGGGGUGAUUAGUAGGGUAGAGGAGAAGGACUGCGAUGGGACAGAAGUGGGUGGGGGAACAGUCGAGGUUAAUGCGUCGUAUAAUCCAGUGGUUAUAAGGGGUAGUGGUUCUUUAGGGGUAAUCAAUGGAGUUAAGGGAGUUUUUAAAAAAUAAUGGGCGGGGACGGGUAGAAGGUGAAGUAAAGGGGCUUUGUCAGGUUGAGGAUAAUGGGCCCAACUCUGUAAGCAGCCCAGGUUUUGGUUGUUAUAAUAAAGGGGAGGUGAGUCACUUACGUGAGAAGCAUGUGGGUGUGAAGAAUCCAGUUGGGCCACUCUUUGGGCCAAAAGAAAAUCCAACCAAGGAAGCUGAAAAAGGUUUUCUUAAGCCCAAUCAAAACACCACAAGUAAAGAGUCUGAAGGCCUUUAUCUAAACACGGUGGGAGGAAAUAUCGAAGCUCUCCUUGCUCAGAUAAAAUCCAUGGUGGCAGAAUCAAUUCGUGAAGAACAACAGAAAAUGGAAGACUGUAUCUUGGCUCAGGAGCAACUUCUUCUCUCUCUCAAACAAUCUACCCUCAACAAAUCAUCAACCUCAGAGAGAGAGGAUUAUGAAGGACCAAUUGGGGAAAAUCUGGGCUCUCAUCUUCCUCUCAUCAAUUACUGUCAAGGUGAACCAGAGGAUGAGGAUGCCCAAACAGUCUUUGUAGACUGCCCCUCUGAUAGCGAAGGCUUUUCUGAUGAACCAGGCAUGCAAUUGGUUCAACAUCACCAGAUUGUUAUUGCAGAAUCAAUUGAGGAGCAUCCUCAUAACUGUGACCUAGAUGUCCCUGCAUGGAUCAAAAGAAACAUUGGAAAGAUGAGCAAAACAUAUGGUGUGAGCUUUGAAGGAUGCGAAUGGGAAGCUAUGGCUCUUUUUUUGAAGUAGACAGUAGGAAAAAGAAGAUGAAGGCAAUGAUGCGAUCAAAGAACAAAAGCACAAGGGGUUUCAACAAAAUUAAAGGGAGUUUAUGAAAGGAAGAACCUGAAGGUUGGAGUGAAAUACAAAGACGGAAUCCCAAGGAACAGAGGGAGGCAACUUCUCAUUAAAAGUUAAUGAAGAUACAUAUAAUUU